Molecule: messenger RNA, 336 nt
Organism: Symbiodinium pilosum
Lineage: Eukaryota; Dinophyceae; Suessiales; Symbiodiniaceae
Source: the annotation of a GenBank genome assembly
AUGCAGAGCAUGUCUCCUGGGGGUGUGCUGGAGUUAGUGCUUCAGCAGGUCUUCCAACGGGCUUACAUUGAAGGCCUUGUCAUUGAGUCCUUCACUGUGCAGCAGGAGAUACACCAGGAGCUUUCGAAGCACAAGGAGAUGCCAUCUCUUUCGACGUCUGCAGCCAGAAACAUGAACAAGCUUCUGUCUCGCAUGAACUGGUGCCGUAUGAUGCACUUCGUGAAAAGCAAUCCAGGUUGCGAGCAAAGUUUCCUUGAUGGUGUGCAGAUGAAGCUUGCCUGUCUUCGACAAGGAGAAGUGAGGAAUCUGCCUUAUGCCAAGUCCGUGUGGCUCUAG